Molecule: messenger RNA, 4608 nt
Organism: Oncorhynchus masou masou (cherry salmon)
Lineage: Eukaryota; Metazoa; Chordata; Actinopteri; Salmoniformes; Salmonidae
Product: gap junction alpha-6 protein-like
Exons: 2
Coding region: 99-1229 (376 amino acids)
Biological process (GO): cell-cell signaling
Cellular component (GO): connexin complex
Molecular function (GO): gap junction channel activity
Source: RefSeq, a predicted model, not a curated record
CGCCUGCCGAACAUACCGCAGAGUAGUAGAACGACGGAGUACUAAGGAGAAGUCAACCAACAGAAGAACCCAACUUUACGACUGACAGGUGACAGAGGAUGUCCAGAGCUGACUGGUCCUUCCUGGAGCAGCUGUUGGAGGAGGGGCAGGAGUAUAGCACCGGGGUGGGCCGUGUCUGGCUCACUGUCCUCUUCCUGUUCCGCAUGCUGGUCCUCGGCACCGCCGCAGAGUCAGCCUGGGACGACGAACAGAACAGCUUCGUCUGUAAUACCAAGCAACCUGGAUGUACCGCCGUGUGUUACGACAAAGCUUUCCCCAUAUCACAUUACCGCUAUUUUGUCCUUCAGGUGAUUUUUGUUUCCACACCGACUAUAUUUUACUUCGGAUAUGUGGCCAUGAGGGCUGCAAAGGAGAAAAAAAAGGAGGAAGAGGAGGAGGAGGAGAGGACGGAGGAGGGUGGGGAUGGUGAGGGACGAGAGAGGGGAGGAGUUAAGAAGAAGAGGGAGGUGAGAAAGGGGGAAGAAAUAGAGGAGGAGAAAGGAGGGAGAAAGGUGGUGAAAGCUCUCCCAGAGGCUCCUAAGCUGAAGGGCCGUCUCCUCUGUGCCUACGCCGCCAGCAUCCUCCUCAAGGUCCUCCUGGAGGUCGGCUUCAUCGUGGGGCUAUGGUACCUGUACGGCUUCGUGAUCCCGGCCCGGUUCGAGUGUGUCCGGGACCCCUGUCCUCACACGGUGGACUGCUUCGUCUCCAGACCCACGGAGAAGACCAUCUUCACCAUCUACACACAGACAAUCGCUGGAGUCUCUCUCCUUCUCAACCUAGCAGAGCUCCUCUACCUCCUCCAGCUGGCCAUCACCCACCACCUAGAACAACACUACGCCCAGGAGCAGUACACCUUUCCUGGCAUAGCCGGGGUCAGAGUCCGGCCUGGUGCUCCAAGCCUGGAGAUGGAGAUGCAGCAAGUUUCGCCUUACCAGGAGAAAGGCCAUCUGUAUUUACCCAUGGAGGAGGCCGGCUACGCCAAGCCCAGUGAGAGUUAUCUGGUCCUGGAGUCCAGAGCAGGGAUGGAUUCUGGUGGUGACAUUCUCCCCAGUUACUUGAACUGUUUGGGGGCGAUAAGGACUACACACUCUUCAGGGAGAGCUCACCAUAAGAAAUACAGCACACAACACACACACAGUAAGGGUGCCCAGAAGGGACACAGUAACAAACACACUAAGCAUUAUGUAUGAGGAACCAGAGAGGUUUGGUUCUGUGAAUAGAAGAGAGCACUAUGUCCACUACAGACUGAUAGAGGCACCUUCGUAGUGGUGGGGGGGGGGGAUGAACAAGAAUAAGGAAACACUUUACUUGACACCCUGUGUCAUAACACUGUUAUAAUAUGGUCAUAACAGCUGACAUUAACCUGUUAUAACCUGGUCAUAACAGCUGACAUUAACCUGUUAUAACCUGUUAUAAUAUGGUCAUAACAGCUGACAUUAACCUGUUAUAACCUGUUAUAAUAUGGUCAUAACAGCUGACAUUAACCUGUUAUAACCUGUCAUAACAUGGUCAUAACAGCUGACAUUAACCUGUUAUAAUAUGGUCAUAACAGCUGACAUUAACCUGUUAUAACCUGGUCAUAACAGCUGACAUUAACCUGUUAUAACCUGUUAUAAUAUGGUCAUAACAGCUGACAUUAACCUGUUAUAACCUGGUCAUAACAGCUGACAUUAACCUGUUAUAACCUGUCAUAACAUGGUCAUAGCAGCUGACAUUAACCUGUUAUAAUAUGGUCAUAACAGCUGACAUUAACCUGUUAUAACCUGUUAUAAUAUGGUCAUAACAGCUGACAUUAACCUGUUAUAAUAUGGUCAUAACAGCUGACAUUAACCUGUUAUAACCUGUUAUAAUAUGGUCAUAACAGCUGACAUUAACCUGUUAUAAUAUGGUCAUAACAGCUGACAUUAACCUGUUAUAACCUGGUCAUAACAGCUGACAUUAACCUGUUAUAACCUGUUAUAAUAUGGUCAUAACAGCUGACAUUAACCUGUUAUAACCUGGUCAUAACAGCUGACAUUAACCUGUUAUAAUAUGGUCAUAACAGCUGACAUUAACCUGUUAUAACCUGUUAUAAUAUGGUCAUAACAGCUGACAUUAACCUGUUAUAAUAUGGUCAUAACAGCUGACAUUAACCUGUUAUAACCUGGUCAUAACAGCUGACAUUAACCUGUUAUAAUAGACUGGGAACAUGAGAAACCUCCCUCAGGGGAGGUAGGAUCCUUGAUCAGGGAACACCAGAGAAUGGAAACAUGAGAAACCUCCCUCAGGGGAGGUACGAUCCUUGAUCAGGGAACACCAGAGAAUGGGAACAUGAAAAACCUCCCUCAAGGGGAGGUACGAUCCUUGAUCAUGGAACACCAGAGAAUGGGAACAUGAGAAACCUCCCUCAGGGGAGGUACGAUCCUUGAUCAGGGAACACCAGAGAAUGGGAACAUGAGAAACCUCCCUCAGGGGAGGUACGAUCCUUGAUCAGGGAACACCAGAGAAUGGGACAAUGGGAAACCUCCCUCAAGGGGAGGUACGAUCCUUGAUCAUGGAACACAAAGAAUGGGAGCAUGAGAAACCUCCCUCAGGGGAGGUACGAUCCUUGAUCAGGGAACACCAGAGAAUGGGAACAUGAGAAACCUCCCUCAGGGGAGGUACGAUCCUUGAUCAGGGAACACCAGAGAAUGGGAACAUGAGAAACCUCCCUCAGGGGAGCUACGAUCCUUGAUCAUGGAACACCAGAGAAUGGGAACAUGAGAAACCUCCCUCAGGGGAGCUACGAUCCUUGAUCAUGGAACACCAGAGAAUGGGAACCAGAGAAACCUCCCUCAGGGGUGGUACGAUCCUUGAUCAUGGAACACCAGAGAAUGGGAACAUGAGAAACCUCCCUCAGGGGAGGUACGAUCCUUGAUCAUGGAACACCAGAGAAUAGGAAAUGAAGAAUAAUGGAACAGUCAAAUGAUGUAGUAUAAUUCAGCUAUUUAUGACUUCAGGAAUCCUUCUAUUCCAAUGGGAAUGGGAUAAGCCUAUGCAGUGGCUGAUUGUGAUAAUGGAAGAACUUGGGAUUCCACAGAGAAAACAACCUACAGAGCCCAUGCAGUGCAGUGAGGUCUUGUGAGAAAGCAUGGGUUAGGAGGGGGAAAUAUGACUGUCCCAAAUGGCACCGUAUUCCCUACAUCGUGCACUACUUUAGAUCAGAGCCUCAUGGACCCUAGUCAACAGUAGUGCACGAUGUAGGGAAUAGGGUGCCAUUUGGGAGGUAUCCUUUAAGUUCUGAAUUAAGCAUGUUCCCUAAGGGAUUAAUGUGACCUCAGAAUGCUGCUAGAGCCAGUGGAUUGUACUGGACUAUUCUGUCUCCCUGGAGACUAGAGUACUGGGAUCUCUGUUCUAUUCUGUUUCCCUGGAGACUAGAUUACUGGGAUCUCUGUUCUAUUCUGUCUCACCGGAGACUAGAGUACUGGGAUCUCUGUUCUAUUCUGUUUCCCUGGAGACUAGAGUACUGGGAUCUCUGUUCUAUUCUGUCUCCCUGGAGACUAGAGUACUGGGAUCUCUGUUCUAUUCUGUCUCCCUGGAGACUAGAGUACUGGGAUCUCUGUUCUAUUCUGUCUCCCUGGAGACUAGAGUACUGGGAUCUCUGUUCUAUUCUGCCUCCCACUAGUGGCCAAACACACUGACACACAGAUGCGUACAAGCACACACACUGGCAAUCAUGCACACAAAAGCACACACAUAAGCAUGCGUGCACACACACACACACACACACACACACACAUUGUCACGAACCGGCUUAAAGCCCGUAACAAAGGGAGACAACGUGGAGAUAAGGAGUAACAAAAUAUAUAUUUAUUAACUAAAGCAACUAAGGAAAAUAUACAAUGGUGUGUGUAAUCAGUAAUCAGUAGUGUAAGUGAGUGUUUUGCAUGCAUGAAUGUGAUAAUGCAGGGUAUUGAAAGGUGCCAAUGCAAACAAACAAACAAAAGGCCACCAAGAACCACAACACAAUCUACAAUGGUGUCUGCAUGGAGAGAGUCUCCUCCAUGAAUGUGGAAGAGGUCUAUUUAUCCUGGGACACACCUUGCCCAGGUGUUUCCCAUGUAGCUGACGACCCUCCCCAACUCCGCCCACCGGCAUCCUAAUAAGGAAACAAGAACAAACAGAAUACAGCAGACGGAGUGGGAGGGUCGUCACAAUAUAGACAAACACACACACACACACAUACACCCUUAUCCCCUCUCCAACGAUGGCUUGGAGUCAGGAGAGAGGAGCUAGAACCAUGGUGUGCUGGGAUGGUCGUCAGUAUCCAAAACAUGAAGAAUGAGGCAUGGAGAGAAAGAGACUGGGGGGGGAGAGGGAGUGGGUAUGUAGAGAAACACAGAGAAUGGGUAUGUUCAAUUAAAGUGACUGUUCCUGAAUGUUUUUAAGUUAAUUAUAUCCUCUUUGUUUACCACUUCACUUGACUAGAGCUGUGAAUUGAUGGCGUCCACAAGUUAUGGCUUGAUGGAGAACAGCAGUUUAGCUAAGACACCUAAUUAUUCUAACAUUAUCCUAAUUCUUCUAACCAAGCCAAUUGUAUUUUUUUUUUGG